This is a messenger RNA of Colletotrichum phormii, 913 nucleotides long. RefSeq lists its product as uncharacterized. The record is from RefSeq and is a predicted model, not a curated record. The transcript has 2 exons. The coding region runs from base 131 to 628 and encodes 165 amino acids. Lineage: Eukaryota; Fungi; Ascomycota; Sordariomycetes; Glomerellales; Glomerellaceae.
AAGAGCUGGUUGAUGGCUCGGGGUCCAUGUCCGGCGGGGCCAGACACAAUGCCCCUCCCUCCCGAAGGCGGCGAUACCGGCCUGACGCGCGGUGUACGGCGGCGGCAUUACAAGACAUCUCGCCAUCUGCAUGAACUCGCUCUCGCGCGGCCGACUUUGUGGCGUGUUCACACCUCGGAGUACCGACUUGGACGAGCCCUACCGACUUAUCGAGUCUUGCGCGCGGGUAAGCCUACCUGGGCUCGGUGAAGACUUGUCUGCCUCUGAGUCUUUGGAGGGGGAACAAUUCACCUGGCAUUUUGGGAAGCCUGUUUGGCUACAUGCGUACCCUGGGAACGAUACUCACGAUUUCACGCAUCACAUUCGUGGCACUGGGAGACCUACCACGCAAACCUGCAGCCGCAUAACCUAUCGCGGACCACACACAACGCGGCCUACCGUCGCACGUCGCAGCUACCUAUUCCAGAUUCCUGUUUGUUGGAUUCGCCGGCAACGUGGGAGCCAAAAACCGCUUCCCCCGCCAUUUUUGAGGCCCUCAACCACCGUUGCACGGCAGCCAGGUGCAGCACGUGCUCGUGUGGACGCGGGGACAACGCACCGAAGGAAUCCCAUUACUGAAAGCACUUGAUACGUUCAGAGGAAAGAAAAGGCAUUGAAGAAAGCUGGACUGAGUGAAUAACCACACAAGUCUCUACAAGGUGAUCCGAAAGGCUAUUGAUCGCACGAUGGUCACUUCUCAACAUCCUCCCGUGCUUUCCACCCACCUUCACACACACACACACACACACACACUUUCCCUCUUUGGCCUCCUCCCCUCCCCUCCCCUCUCCUCUCGUCUCAUCUCGGCUUGUUCUGCCUCCUCCCCUCUCCGCCCGGCUACCACACCCAAACUCGAACGCGCAUACGAAUAGCU